CGGUCGAUAUAUUUACCUUAGUCGCGCCGCCUCACUCGUCCUUCGUUUCUGGCUCUCUCUUUCCCUUCUCAGUCGAACCCACACGACCAAUCUCUCUCUUCUCUUCAGCUGAUUCUUCGUGCGCCGCUGCCGCUGACCCCGUUCUCAGCCACUAAAGGAGAGAGCCGUACAUGGGAGACCUCACAAUUACCUCCAAUGAGGACCAAAAGGCCGCCAAGCUACCCAUCCCUGGAAAGCGAAACAUCCUGAUCACCAGUGCCUUGCCAUACGUCAACAAUGUCCCUCACCUUGGCAAUAUUAUUGGCUGCGUGUUGAGUGCCGAUGUCUUUGCCCGCUACUGCCAUCUUCGAGGCUACAAUGCGGUUUACAUAUGUGGAACUGAUGAGUACGGCACUGCGACAGAGACAAAAGCUAUGGAAGAGAAGUGUAGCCCCCAAGAGAUAUGUGACAAAUAUCAUGCAAUUCAUAGGGAGGUUUAUCAGUGGUUUAACAUAAGCUUUGAGAAAUUUGGGCGCACAUCGACACCACAACAAACAGAAGUGUGCCAAGCGAUUUUCAAGAAGCUAUUGGAGAAUGAUUGGCUUUCAGAGAACACAAUGCAGCAGCUUUACUGUGACACAUGCAAACGGUUCUUAGCCGAUAGGCUUGUGGAGGGGACAUGCCCAACUCAAGGCUGUGACUACGCUUCUGCACGAGGAGAUCAAUGUGAGAACUGUGGAAAGCUUUUGAAUCCGACGGAACUAAAAGAUCCUAAAUGCAAGGUCUGUAAGAGAACUCCACGGAUUCGUGAUACAAACCACAUGUUUUUGGAACUCCCUUUGCUUAGGGAUAAAUUGGAAGAGUACAUCAAUAACACAUCAGUGGCCGGGUCUUGGAGCCAGAAUGCCAUUCAAGCGACAAAUGCAUGGCUCAAAGAGGGGCUUAAACAACGAUGUAUUACCAGGGAUCUGAAGUGGGGUGUUCCAGUUCCACAUGAUAACUUCAAGGACAAGGUUUUCUAUGUGUGGUUUGAUGCUCCUAUUGGAUAUGUCUCCAUUACUAAAUGCUACACUGAUGAUUGGGAGAAAUGGUGGAAGAAUCCUGAGAAUGUGGAGUUGUAUCAGUUUAUGGGCAAAGAUAAUGUGCCAUUCCAUACAGUGAUGUUUCCGUCAACACUUCUUGGAACUGGUGAAAAUUGGACUUUGAUGAAGACUAUCAGUGUUACUGAGUACUUAAACUACGAAUCUGGAAAGUUUUCUAAGAGUAAAGGCAUAGGGGUUUUUGGAAAUGAUGCAAAAGAUACAAACAUUCCUGUUGAAGUAUGGAGAUAUUACUUGCUAACUAAUAGGCCUGAGGUAUCAGACACAUUAUUUACGUGGGCCGACUUGCAAGCAAAACUGAACAGCGAAUUGCUGAAUAAUUUGGGCAACUUUAUAAAUCGUGUUUUGAGUUUUGUUGCCAAACCUUCAGGUCAAGGAUAUGGCUCUAUUAUUCCAGAUGCUCCAAGUGCAGACUCAGAUCUCUUGACAGAGAAACUAGCUGAAAAAGUUGGUAAAUGUGUGGAGCAAUAUAUAGAAGCAAUGGAGAAGGUUAAACUAAAGCAAGGACUGAAAACAGCAAUGAGCAUUUCUAGUGAAGGGAAUGCAUAUCUGCAAGAAAGCCAGUUCUGGAAGCUUUACAAGGAGGACCAACCUCGUUGCGCUGUUGUUAUGAGAACUUCAGUCGGACUAGUGCAUCUUCUUGCUUGUUUGUUGGAACCUUUUAUGCCAUCAUUUUCUCUCGAAGUAUUUAAGCAGCUUAAUUUACCUCCUGAGACGCACAUAUCACUUUGUGAUGAUAAAGGAGAUAUUGAUAGGGCAAGACGGCCUUGGGAGAUUGUACCUGUUGGUCACAAGAUUGGGAAACCAGAGCCAUUGUUUAAGGAAUUGAAAGAUGAAGAAGUGGAAUCCUUAAGGAAGAAGUUUGCUGGAAGUCAAGCAGACAGGAAGGAGAGGGAAGAAGCUGAAGCAGUGAAGGUGGCUGCACAACUCAAGAAAAUGAAAGUUUCAGACAACAGCGGAAAGAAAAAGCAACAGGCCACAAAAUCAGCAGCUGAAGCAGAGAUUUCCAUUUCUAGACUUAGGACAAAAUCAGCAGCUGAAUUAGAGAUUUCCAUUUCUAGACUUGAUAUUCGUGUUGGCCUCAUUACGAAAGCUCAGAAGCACCCUGAUGCUGAUUCGCUUUACGUAGAAGAGAUUGAUGUUGGUGAAGGACAGACUAGAACAGUUGUGAGUGGACUUGUCAAGUAUAUACCCAUUGAAGAAAUGCAGAACCGGAAGGUCUGUGUUCUUUGUAAUCUGAAGCCAGCAACUAUGCGGGGUAUUAAAUCACAAGCAAUGGUUCUUGCUGCUUCGACCAGUGACCAUGCCACGGUUGAAUUGGUUGAUCCACCAAAAGCUGCUCAAGUUGGCGAGAGAGUUACAUUUCCAGGGUUCGUCGGUGAACCUGAUGAGGUGUUGAACCCCAAGAAGAAAGUGUGGGAGACCUUGCAAGUGGAUCUGCACACUAACACUGACCUAGUGGCCUGCUACAGAGAUAUUCCCCUCACAACAUCAGCUGGUGUUUGCACUGUAUCCUCAAUUUGUGGCGGGUCAAUUAGAUAGAAGAUAAUUUAUUCUCUAGAGGUUGAAAAGGAACUGAAACGAAACAGCCAAUUUUGGAUUUUUUUUGCUGUAAAAUGGUUAUUUGAAAAACAAUGACCAAUUUUUGCUCGCGGAUUGAGACCACUUUUGCUCCUCUUGUCAUUUGGGUGAAAAAGGGAAAAUGUCGUCUACUUCUACA
Molecule: messenger RNA, 2799 nt
Organism: Prunus avium (sweet cherry)
Lineage: Eukaryota; Viridiplantae; Streptophyta; Magnoliopsida; Rosales; Rosaceae
Product: putative methionine--tRNA ligase
Biological process (GO): methionyl-tRNA aminoacylation
Cellular component (GO): aminoacyl-tRNA synthetase multienzyme complex; cytosol
Molecular function (GO): tRNA binding; ATP binding; methionine-tRNA ligase activity
Source: RefSeq, a predicted model, not a curated record